CGAGUAAAGCUAGGUUUGCCAAACCGAAGAGCCGAAACCGGCCUUUAGGGAGAAACAAAAAAAAAAAAAUCCCCUACUCCUUCUCUUUCCUUUUCCCCUCUCUUGCGAUUUUUCUCCAGAAGAGAAAAAAAAUGGCGGCAGCUUCUAGAAAAUCAAGAAGCGCAGUAAUUGGAUCCCUCUCAUCUACUCCUAGAUUCUACAACUCUCACUUUCGUUCUCACACUUCUUCUUCUUCUUCACCCUCAGGUUUUGCCUCCUCCACUUCCAGCUUCUCUUCUGGUCCCACCACCUUUUUAAACCGCUCCUCCUCUCCCACGCGUGUCAACCUCUGCGGUUCCUCCGCUCCCUCCGUCCGGUUCUCCCUCGACCACCGCUCCGUCUCCCCGAACCGCUCCAUCGCGGUCGCACCGCGAAACGCCGCGUCCAGGCAGGGGAGUAUUAACCCGCACCAGCCGAAGCGGACAUGCAUGUGCUCGCCUACGACGCACCCUGGCUCCUUCCGCUGCAGCCUCCACAAGAAGAGCCACGCGACGGCACCGGCGCCGUACUCGCCUAAUCGCCUCAACGCGCGCAGAUCCGCGAUGACGAACUCGCUCGUGAGAAUUCGUGGAGUUGAGGGAGAUCUCGUCAAGCGAGCUCUCGCAGCGUUGAUUCGACCUUCCUCUCACCAGCAGAGACGGCGUGGAGACUUUCACCCGAGGCCGAGUAGGCUCUCCGUUAUGACAAAAGCAGAGGACCUUUGAAUCGAACGACGCUUUGGUUUUGGCUACCUUCACUAUUCCGUGCCACGGCGGCAGCGGCGACGGAUCCUGUCACGCUGGCUUGGGAUCUGACGGAUUUCAAAAUCUAACGAAAAUUGAUUAUGUGCUUGGUCUGUGUGCGUGUGUAUCUGUGUGUACAUAAUACAGAACUUAUAUUAAUCAGUUGCAGCCAUUGAUGGCCAUUCGUGGAGCUUCUGGACCUAAUUUUAAGGAAAAUGAUUUUUGAUUCAAAAUUAAAACAAACAACAAAUCCUAAAUUAAAAUUCAAUUCUAGAUCCAGUCUAAACUUUGUUCAUAACAAUCUUCUCUGUCUUUCAAUUUUUUUCCGCUUCACUAUAGAUUCUCUGUUUUAUUUUUAUCUUUUUUGUAAAACUUUUUAACACCUCCCGUGACGUGACGUUUGUCAUAAACUUUUCCGUGGUAUUCGCUUGUCACUUCUUCAUCUCAGCCUUGUGUUUUUUAUCAACUAGGUCUUUUUUGAAACUGUUUGUUUUCUUUCAUCUUUUGAGUUUACUGUCCUGUAUGGGUUUGGCUUGGUGUAAAUACGUAUUAAUGUUUUUCCGUUAUGAAUUUAUUUGUUUAUUUAUAAUUAUGCUGUUUUAAUGUUGUGAUUUGAUAUUAAAUAAUUGUUUGUUUUGCAGGGAAUAUAUUUUGGGUGGCUAGUGGGGGAGGGCAACACGGAAGAAGAUAACGCAUAACGGGACUGUGUUGGGUACAAGAACAGGAUAAAGUUGUGUUGAAAGUUUAGUGUGAUUGUAAAACACAUAAUCUUUAUCCUGAAUAGUGUGAUUGACUCACUGGAUCCCAUGGCUGGAUGAAAUGAUGAAUGGCAAUGGCGUGAAUAUAUUUGUGGAAUGUGACGUCCGGCACAAGAAUUGGAGUAGAAAAUGACUUGACUCUCAAAAGAAGAAAAACAUUAUGGGAUGGGUAUUUCUCAUGGUAAAGGAAAACAUUACUAUACAAUUGCAUUCUUUCAUAAAAGAAAAAGAUAAAUUAUAUGAUUUUAAAGUGUUUUUACACAAUAUUUUAAUUUUAUUUUAAUAUAUUUAAAUAAACAGAACUUUUUGAAGUUUGUAAAUAAAAGUUAAAUGUUUAUUUUUUAUUUUCUUUAAAAUUGGUUUUCAUUAAAAACAGUUUCUCUUUGCACUUUCUCUGAGGCGCAAAUUUAAAGGGUAAAGAAUUUCAUGUGCAAAUUACUUUUUUAUUUUAGUAAGUAUAGGAAGGUUUUCAUUCUUUCUUUAAUCUCUUGGAUUGUUUGUUUAGAGAAGAUAUUGUUGGUAGAAGGGGUUGAUCUUUAUGAAUAUAUUGAGAUUUGAUUCGAUUUUGAAAAGUGUAAAGAAAAUUUUCUUGAGCUUAAAAAUAUCGGUUUUGGGUUGAGUGUUGCUUAAGGGAUUGAAAGCACACUAUUUAACCUUAUGUGCCAAUGAAGAAAGUAAGAUUACAAAAAAGAGAAAAGAAAAAGAAAUAGAGCAUAAAGUUUCUGAGUUAAACCCUCCAUAGCCU
This is a messenger RNA of Vigna unguiculata (cowpea), 2264 nucleotides long. RefSeq lists its product as uncharacterized. Lineage: Eukaryota; Viridiplantae; Streptophyta; Magnoliopsida; Fabales; Fabaceae. The record is from RefSeq and is a predicted model, not a curated record.